Messenger RNA from Contarinia nasturtii (swede midge), 728 nucleotides. RefSeq lists its product as uncharacterized. Bases 183 to 713 code for a protein of 176 amino acids. The transcript has 6 exons. The record is from RefSeq and is a predicted model, not a curated record. NCBI's taxonomy places the organism in Eukaryota, Metazoa, Arthropoda, Insecta, Diptera, Cecidomyiidae.
UAUAAACUUGGGUGCAGCAUUUUUUGCCAACCAGUCAACAUCAAUUCGUUUGUACGCUUUGUUGCAAAGCACCUCCUCAUCAUUUUUAAGUUGCUAGAUUGUUUGAGUGAUUUCAAAUUAAGUUGGAAGUGUGAUUUGGCGGUGAAAAUCAAAUUGAUUAAAUUAUUUUGAAAACGAAAAGAAUGUCGGUGCUUCGCACGUUGACACUUCUUACAAUCGGCGCCACGAUUGCAUUGGCACAACGAAGAUUAGCAUUACCCGAUCCAAGAAGUUGUGCAAAUCGUGUUCGUCAUUCCACAUAUCGAGAUGCUCGCGGUGUAGCUCAUUCGUACUUUUUCAGUUGGGAACAUGGACCAACGCGUAAUUUGGAAGUUGAUUGGCUUGACGCUAGGAAUAUUUGCCGUCGUCAUUGUAUGGAUGCGGUUUCAUUAGAAACACCACAAGAAAAUGAAUUCAUCAAACAAAGACUAGCACGCGGCAAUGUUCGUUAUAUAUGGACGAGUGGACGCAAAUGUAAUUUCGGUGGAUGUGAUCGAUCUGACUUACAACCUCCAAAUGAAAAUGGAUGGUUUUGGUCUGGGUCGGGCGCAAAAAUCGGACCAACAUCUCAACGUAAUACUGGUGAUUGGAGUUAUACAGGAGGUUAUGGUCAAGCCCAACCAGACAAUCGCGAAGCUGCACAAGGUAUAAUUUUGUUAAAUAUCUGUAUAUAGGUGCUAUUUCUGUCA